UUAUGUAUUUAGUAACGCGGGAAGACUCGCGAAUCUUUCGAUCGCUGUGCCAAUUCGACUCACGAUUUUAUUAAUUAUCCGUAAACUUCUUGCCACUCUAUUUUUAUUAAAUCAUUUUUUUCCCACUGUGAUAUAAACAAAAGUCAAAUAAAAAGUUAUAAUUAUAUAAUUACUUCAAAUAUAAAUAAAUACUAUAAUUCAAGAUGAAAUCUAUAUUAUAAUUAUUUGUAAUUAUAAUUAAAUAAAUAUUACAACAAAGUUCGAUGCACAUCACACUUUAUUCGAAAUCCGAUAGUUUAUUUAAAUCUUCAAUAAUGCCGAUUUUUAUUAAUAAUAGUUAGGUCAAUUUUAAACCAAAUUUUCAAUAUUGUGUAUCGCGAUGUAAAAUUCGUGCUUUUGAUUGGGCACAAUUUUAUCUAAAAAGAUUGGACGAAAAUGGAUCAUCCGAUGCACUAUUCUCAAUUGAGAACCGCUACAUAGGGAUGUCAGUAUGAAAGCCUCAUCAAUCGUCGGAGUAGGAAACACAUGUCGUGGGGCUCUCACGAGAACUUUAGUCCUUGUGUUCCUCGCAACCUUCCUUUGGCUUCAAAUUUACGUAAUCAACCUGACAACCCGUGAUUGGCCUAGCCAAACAACCGCCAAUGAAACGCUUUAUUCACUAGUGCCCCAGGAAUUGCACAGAUUUUUAAAAGAAAGGCACAAUGCUUCUGCAACAACAAACGCGACGUCCGGUUGCUUGACAAACCCCGAAAUCAGUGAAAUCCGUCAAAACAUCGAUAGAAUCAACUCGGAGCAGAGGGUCUACAAUGAAGAAGCUUUUGGACCACUUUCUCCGGAUGCACCUGUGAUAGUCGUCCAGGUGCAUACCAGGCUGAUCUACCUGAGGCACCUGAUUGUUUCUCUCGCGCAGGCUAAAGAUAUAGAGCAAACUCUGCUUAUCUUUAGCCACGAUGUUUGGGACCCAGACAUCAACUACCUCGUUCAGAGUGUCGACUUUUGUCGAGUGAUGCAAAUUUUCUAUCCACACAGCAUCCAAACUCAUCCUCACACUUUUCCAGGCGAGGAUCCACAUGACUGUCCGAGAAACAUUCGGAAAGAACAGGCAUUGUUGCUAAAAUGCACAAACGCCCAGCAUCCGGAUCUCUAUGGACACUAUAGAGAAGCCAAAUUCACUCAGACAAAGCAUCACUGGUGGUGGAAAGCCAAUCGCGUUUUCGACCAAUUGACGGUGACCAGGAAUCACACAGGUAUGAUCCUCUUUCUCGAAGAGGAUCACUACGUGGCUGAAGACUUUCUCCACGUCCUGAGACUGAUGGAACGUACCUGCAAACACAGCUGCGAACGGUGCAACGUUCUCACUUUGGGCACAUACCUGAAAACUUAUAAUUACUACUCUGACUUCAGUCGCAAAUACCUCGGCAACACUGCCAUGCAAAAGGAGCUUCUCCGUGGAAUAAAGAAGCGCGAGGCACCAGCCAUACAAGAGGGUAGCAUCAACUUGCCCACAACUUAUCAUAGUACACAACUGGCACAAGCUGCGCCCAUCUGGGCUUAUCACCUUUUGCCCAGUCUCUACAAUCAUUAUCAAAAGGCGGAAGUGACACCGUGGAUUUCUAGCAAGCACAACAUGGGUAUGGCAUUCAAUAGAGUGACAUGGACCAAAUUGAAAAAAUGUGCGAGCCUAUUUUGUUCCUAUGAUGAUUACAAUUGGGACUGGAGUCUUCAGCGAGUGGCUCAAAGUUGUAUUCCUCCAAGCAAGGGCGCCGGCGCUGUUCCCCGCGUUGAUUCUGGAUUAAUUGCCAUGAUGAUGCGCGCGCCCAGAGUCUUUCACAUAGGCGAAUGUGGAGUUCACCACAAGAAAAAUAACUGCGAAUCGACAGCAGUGAUAGCAAAAGUUCGAAAUGUGCUAAAAUCUGCUCGAAAUCAUCUGUACCCAACUCAACUGACUCUAACAGUUGCAGGAAUGGUACCCAAAAAGAAACUCAGGAAAGGAAAUGGAGGCUGGGGUGACCUUCGGGAUCAAGAUCUCUGCUGGAAUAUCACGUUAAACACAGAUUUGGUGCUGCCUUAAAUUUAAAAAGGAUAGAAGAAUUGAUGAUACGUGCAACAAAUUUUGAGCAGGGCUCAAUUUUUGGUUUUUGAAUUUUUCCAAAAUCGAUACUGCGGUUUUAGAAAAUUGAAGGUUUUUUACCACUUAUAAAUAAUUUUUGUUAUAUUGGUUAUUUUAAAAAGAAUUUUAAUCAAUUUAUAGAAACAAUGUGAAUCUCAUUUGAUGAAUUGAACAGAUUUUAGUAAUAGGCAGUGAUGGGAAGUAACUAGUUUCUUUUAACUAAUUACUUUUUUCAGUAAUGAUAGUGGUAACGAAAUUACUUUUGUAAAUAUGUAAUGAACUGUUACAUUUUUUUCGGUGACAGUAACUAUAAAAAUCUUUACUUGUUUAAUUACUUCUUUGCUUUUGCAAAUUUUUUUUUCAUUUUCAGUUUUUAGAUUUGAACAGAGAAAGUAACUCAAAGUCAUUAAAAUACAGGAAGAAUUUAACAAAUCCUACGUUGAAUGAACUAAAAUUCGAGUGAAUUUAGAAAAAUCUAAGGAAAAUGGAAAUAAUUCGAUGAAAUUCACAAAAAUGUUGGUGCAUUUAAAAAAUCAAGUGAAUAAAUUCAAAGUACU
Belonocnema kinseyi is the source of this 2667-nucleotide messenger RNA. RefSeq names its product alpha-1,6-mannosyl-glycoprotein 2-beta-N-acetylglucosaminyltransferase (gene Mgat2). Gene Ontology annotation, biological process: protein N-linked glycosylation; oligosaccharide biosynthetic process. Lineage: Eukaryota; Metazoa; Arthropoda; Insecta; Hymenoptera; Cynipidae. The transcript is spliced from 9 exons. The record is from RefSeq and is a predicted model, not a curated record. The coding region runs from base 491 to 2071 and encodes 526 amino acids. Gene Ontology annotation, cellular component: Golgi stack; Golgi membrane. Gene Ontology annotation, molecular function: alpha-1,6-mannosylglycoprotein 2-beta-N-acetylglucosaminyltransferase activity.